CCCUAUCUUCCCCCCUCCAGACGCCUGCUGCUGACCGGCACGCCGCUCCAGAACAACCUGAUGGAGCUGUGGUCGCUGAUGCACUUCCUGAUGCCGCACGUGUUCCAGUCGCACCGCGAGUUCAAGGAGUGGUUCUCGAACCCGAUGACCGGUAUGAUUGAAGGCAACUCCGAGUACAACGAGACAAUCAUCAAGCGCCUUCAUAAGGUCCUCCGCCCGUUCCUGCUGCGCCGGUUAAAGUCCGAGGUGGAGAAACAGAUGCCAAAGAAGUACGAGCACGUCGUCAUGUGCCGGCUGUCCAAGCGACAGCGGUUUCUCUAUGACGAUUUUAUGAGCCGUGCAAAAACGAGGGAAACGCUCGCCUCGGGCAACCUGCUCAGCGUGAUCAACGUGUUGAUGCAGCUGCGGAAGGUUUGCAACCACCCGAACAUGUUCGAGGAGCGUCCGACGAUCUCGCCGUUCCGGAUGGACGGAAUCAGCUUUCAGACGGCUUCGCUCGUGUACAACAUGCUGAACUACGAUCCGUUCACGCAAAUUGACCUGUCUUCCCUGAACCUGGCGCUGGCCCGGCUCGAGCUGACGCUGUCCGCGUACGUGGCGUACCGGUCGCAGAGGUUGUGCCUGCCGCGGCGUCUGAUCGAGGAGAUUGACGCGACGCCCGAGCCGGCACCGCGCUGUCCCACCGGAAGACUGAAGCUGCACGUGCGGGUGCCGAACGCGCGCGUCCAGGAAACGAUCGGCAGCACCGGCGGCGUACGGGUGGGCACUAGUCCGGCCAUGAAGACUGAAGGAACGCGUUUUGUUCCGCUUGUAAAUUCUUCACUAAUAGUAGAUAGGAAACCGCUGAUCGAGGAGAUCAGCUCACGCCCAGUAACAACGAUUCCGUUGGACGAUCCCGCCUCGGCGUCGUCGUCGUCGUCGUCGUCGAAUGUAAAUUUACGUAAAAGAUGUGAUAUCAAUAGCGGUAGUAGCAGCAGCAGCAGCAGCAUUAGUAGUACACUUAGUAAUAGAACAAGUGCUGGGCACGUAGCGCAGAUUGUGCACACUUCCGCCGGCAGGCAGUUGAUCCUCACGCCGAGCGCCAGCGGAGGUCAAGUGAUGAGCACGCUGAUGACGGCGAGCGGUCAACGGCUAACGGUUGUAAACCGGUCACCAGCCGCCCCUCCUCAACGCACGCUCUCGGAACCCGCUGCCCCAGCCUGCAAUCCGAUCUCUUCAACGCUGGCGGCUUCGAUCGUUCAGCAACUCAAGCAACACCAUUCCUAUUCAGCGAACCUCACCCCGGAAGAACUGGAGCAGAAGGCACGCACCGAGUUCUACCUGGCCAGUGUGGAGGAAUCGCGAAAAGACCGACGCGGACAGAUCCUCGAACUGCUCGGCCGGAUGAACCAAAAGCGCUGCGACGCCACUCCAAUCUACGGCGAAGAUCUGCGCGAUUCCAUCUGUCGACUCGGCGAGGAACCAUUCUCCGACUCCGUUCCCAUAACCGUGCGCGGCGCGUACGAGUGCCGGCAGGUGUGGCGCGCCCCCAGCUGCUGGAGUCUGCCCAACGCGUGCAAGUCGAUCGAGCGGAGGGCCCACGAAUUCCGCGCCGUGUUCGCCAACUUUGUCUGCUAUGUACCUGCGGUUUGUGCUCCGGCACCCAAGCUCCACGUUUCGCAUCCGAGCCCGUCGCGCAGCAACGCCGAACAGGACAAGGACACGCGGAUCACGGACGGGCUCCGGCCGGCACUCCGAAUUCUGCACCCGAUCAUUUCGGCCAUGAGCACGCUGUUCCCCGAUCCCCGGCUCAUCCAGUACGACUGCGGCAAGCUGCAAACGCUGGACCGCCUGCUUAAAGAGCUCAAAUCGGGUGGCCACCGGGUGCUCAUCUUCACCCAAAUGACGCGCAUGCUGGACGUCCUGGAGGCGUUCCUCAACUACCACGGCCACAUCUACCUGCGGCUGGACGGAACGACCAAGGUCGAGCAGCGGCAACUCCUCAUGGAGCGCUUCAACGGCGACAAACGCAUGUUUGUGUUCAUCCUCUCGACCCGGUCUGGCGGCGUCGGCAUCAACCUGACCGGGGCGGACACCGUCAUCUUCUACGACUCCGACUGGAACCCAACCAUGGACGCCCAAGCCCAGGACCGGUGCCACCGGAUAGGACAAACGCGCGACGUACACAUCUACCGCCUUGUCAGCGAGAAAACCAUCGAAGAAAACAUCCUCAAAAAAGCCAACCAAAAGCGAAUGCUCGGCGAUCUGGCCAUCGAGGGCGGCAACUUCACCACAGCCUUCUUCAAAAGCUCCACCAUCCAGGACCUCUUCUCGGUGGACAACGUCGAGGAGGACGCGUCGGCCCGGCUAGCCGAGGUCAUCGAGCGCGACCGCGAACGCAAGGAACGGCUACAGCAGAGCAUGAUCACGCCGAGCAGUUCCAGCGCAGCCGCCACUCCGGCCGCCGUCGAAGAGAGCAAAUCGGCCAUCAACGUGUUCGAGUCGGCACUGGCCGCCGCCGAGGACGAUCAGGACGUGCAGGCGGCCAAGCUGGCGCGGGCCGAAGCGUCUGCCGAGCUGGAAGAGUUUGACGAAAACAUUCCGAUUGAUCAGGUGGCGGCGACGGCGGAUUCGAAGGAGAAGGAACCCGAGCUAAGCAAGGCCGAAAAGGAGGUGCAGAAUUUGAUCAAGCAGCUCAACCCCAUCGAGCGGUACGCGAUGCGCUUCGUCGAGGAGACGGAGGGCACGUGGACGGCGGUGCAGUUGGCCGCCGUCGAGGCGGAGAUCGAACAGCAGAAGCGCGACUGGGAGGCGAACCGGCUGGCGCAGCAGAAGCGCGAGGAGGAAGCGGCCCGCCAGCAGACGGCCGAGGAGAACGAUCUGUUGACGUUCUCGCGCGAGGACGCGACCAACCAGAUUUGGAUAUCGGAUAACACGAUGGAAAAGAUGCCGAUGUGGUGCCCUCCGACGCCACCCCAGGACGACAACGACAUCUACGUGGACUACUCGCUCGGUUUUCUGUACGAGACGGAAGUCAUCCCGGAGGCGCAACUUCCGCCCGUCUACGUCAAGAAGGAGUACAAGCGAAGCCGUUCCGAGGCCGGCUUCUACCCGGACGGACGCCGGCCGGUCAAGAUCCGCAAGGAGGACAAUUACUACGCGCCGCGGUCACUGUUCGAUCGUCCUUCGCCGCAGAUUGCCAAACUGCGCAAGGAUUACAAAAUGCAGCGCUACAAGGGCAUCAUCAAGCCGUUCCCGAUGGCGGGCCUGAAGCCGACGAUGCCGGUCAAGCAACUGGUCGAGCCGGAAGGAAUGCCCGAGUGGAUGAUCCACGAGGACAUGUCGAUGCUGAACGUGAUCCAGAACCUGCAGGGACUGCCGCUGAACCUGAUGCUGGUGUCCCCCGGCCACACCCCCAACUGGGACCUCGUUGCGGACAUUGUGAACCAGUGCUCGAGGACGUACCGACUGCCGAAACAGUGCCGGUAUCGGUACGAAGCCGUCGUAAUCCCACGCGAAGAAGGCAAACUCCUGGAAAGUCCCAAAAAGCAGAAAAAGAGCAAAAACCCACUCAAACAGUCCCCACCGAAAGGAAUCCGGGCGAUGCGAACCGCCCAACUCUACACCGGCGACCAGAACAACUCGUACAUCAAGCUGGCGCGACAAAAGUUUGACAACAUCAAGCUAGCGUUCAGCAAAAAGGCGCCCCAAGCGAAGCAACUGCUUGCGAAUCCCCCACUCAAGAACCCCAAACAUGCUGCCGUGCUGGCCGAGUACGGAAUCACAAGCUACGACGCACCCCUGACACCGGUUGAGAUUGCCACGCGCCGCGCCGAACGAAUCUCCAAGGAGAAGCAGAAGAACGCUUCGUUGACGCAAGCCCAAGAGCAGAUGGCACUUCAGCAACAGCAGCAGCAACAGGCUCAACAGCAAGCAGCAGCUGCAGCUGCGGCCGCCCAACAAGUUGCUGCGGCGGCCCAACAAGCCGCAGCGGCCGCCGCUGUCGCUCAACAGCAGCAGCAACAGGCCCAAGCGCAAGCGCAACAGCAAGCACAACAGGUACAAGUGGCCCAACCGGUGCAGGUAGAGUUCACCAGGAAGAUAACCGCCAAAGACAGCACGACGGCGACUAAUGGCAUCUUUGUACUCAACCGACAGGUUGGUGGCCAGCCUCAAGCGCAUGUUAUCCAACAGCAGGUUCAGCAGCAAAUACAAAUCCAGCCGCACGUUCAGCAGCACAUUGCGACGUCCGUCGCUGCCGCUAACCAGCAGCAGCAGCAGCAGGUCCAACAGGCCACCAUUGUGGUGUGCGGAGUCGCGACAAACACUUCCCCUGCGGUAGCCACGCUCGUUCAGUCACCAUCGAUGCAGGCGGGUCGCGGCCAACCCGUGGUCAACAUUUGUCCAACUCCGAGCCAGCAGCAGCAGAUUGUGAAGGCAAUCGUGGCGAGCCCCGCCAACCAGAAUCUGCUCGCACAGCAGUUGGCGGUGGCGCAAAGCAACGCCCAGCAGCACGUGUCAGUUGUGUUGACCUCUCCGGUGACGACAAUGUCCGCCAACCAGGUGCAGCUCACUCAGCCUCAGAUCGUGUCCAUCCACCAGUCGACGCCACAAAUCAUCCAAAGCAGUGCGUCGGUCACGCAAGCCUCGGGCACACUCGUACAGACGUUGGCCACGCAGUCGCUGCCGCAGGUCGUGUCCGUUGCGCAGUUGGCCACGGUCGGCACCGUCAUGACCACCGGCAGUCCAAUCCAACAGCCUCAGGUGGCCACACUGACGACGUCGGCACUGAGAGCGCAGCGCAUCGUAGCUCCACCUGGGACGCUUCAGGAGGUGGUUCUUCACCAACGUUCCGGUUCGCAAAGCCCAACGGUGGUCAGCGUAAGCGGCUUGGGACAAGGUUUGACGCAAGCACAGCUGCAAGCCGGUCAGCUACGGCUUUCGAUGGCGGGUGGGCAGCAAGUGUCUGGCGUCGUAGCCAAAAGCAUCUCCGUCGGAACGGUAACGAGUGCAGGAAAGCCAAUCAACACUUCGCAGUACAUCUACCGUCAACCAAUCCGACAGCAGGUCAAAGUGCUUCAAUCGGGCACGGGGCAACCCGGAACGACAACGGUUCUGCAGCAGGCUGGCGGACAGCAAACUUUGGUCAGUCCCGCCAUCAUCCAGGGCAACAUAAUCCAAACGGGAACCGUCGGUCAGACCGUCCAGGUGCAACAGGUCACGCAGAAGGUGUCCGUAGCUACGGUCAGCUCCUCGUCUGCAGCGACCAUUUCCAGUCAAGCCGGCACGAUUGCCACUGUUCAGGUGGCGCCUGGCCAACAGAGAGCUCAGUUCAUCAAACAGGUCGGAACGAAGCAAAUCACCACGCGACAGGUGACUGAAAACGAAAUGCAACUCAUGGUCAAACGACAGAUCAUAAGUCAACAGCACAAACAGCAACUGCUGCCCCAAACACAAAUCUUCGCCCCGGCAAACCUGCAAGUCCAACAGGCUGGCACUUCCGGUCAACAGAUUGCGACGUUGGUGAAGACCUCCAGCGGAACGGCAGUGGCCGCAACCGGAAUGACGCUGUCGCAGGUGAAACCCGGCCAGAUCAAAACAAUCAGCAAUCAGAGCCAAGUUCGCCACCUGCAGCUUCAGCAGCAAAUCUUGGCAGCCCAGCAACGCAAGGGAGGCGGCAAAAUGACCCAAAUCACCCAGAUGGCCGGCAAGGCAGGUCAACCGACGCAACUGUUUGUGCAAGGCCCGAAAAAUCUGCCCGCCGGUACGGUCACCGUGCAGCAGAUUAUUCGGCACGCCCAGCCCAACUCGCUGACCGCUGGCGGUCAAAUUGUGCUGGGUAAAAGCCGGGUCAUCCCGGUGUCCGUUUCGCAGCAGGGCAACCAGCGGCAAACGAUUCAAGUUGUAACGGCCACUUCGGCCGCCCAAGCCAUUGCCGCCAGCAACAUGCGAACGCACGUGCCGUCGUCGAACACCGUCGUCAACACGAUCAAGGUCGCUGCCGGCGCCACUCCGGCCCAACAGCAGCAAGCGAUCCUGACGGCCCUCCAGAACCAGCAAAACCAACAACGGGCAAACGCCAGUCCCGUUCGACUGCAAACCUCCAGCGGAUCGCUCGUGGCCGUCACGGUGCAGCAGCCCCAGUCGGUGGCCUCGGCGGCAAACCAACAGCAGCAGCAGCAACAGGACCAAAUUACGUCGGUUACGGUUGCUCAAGGGGCAGCUCAGCUGGCCACCAGUCAGCAGCAGGUGCUGCAAAUCCAAGCCCAACCGCAGCAGAUUAUAACGUCGGCAAGCGACGGAACCAAUUCUGGGAUAGUGCAGCAACAACAGCAGCAGCAACAAGUUAGUAUGAUUAAAAAGAAACAAUCUCCUAGCGGAAAGUAGUGGUUGAUCGGGAAGAAUUGAGUGGGCGAUCUCUCUAAUAUCUUUGUGAAGUAUUGAUAGCUACUUAAGAUUAAUCACAUAAAUAUAACGCAAAGUU
Culex pipiens pallens (northern house mosquito) is the source of this 6463-nucleotide messenger RNA. It is a transcript of the gene dom, whose product is annotated as helicase domino. Gene Ontology annotation, cellular component: Swr1 complex. The coding region runs from base 61 to 6366 and encodes 2101 amino acids. Gene Ontology annotation, molecular function: ATP hydrolysis activity; histone binding; ATP-dependent chromatin remodeler activity. The record is from RefSeq and is a predicted model, not a curated record. NCBI's taxonomy places the organism in Eukaryota, Metazoa, Arthropoda, Insecta, Diptera, Culicidae. The transcript has 8 exons.